CGGCGGGGCGCGACCGGCACACGGACUGAGCCGAGCCACCCUGCCGAACCCAUCCCUGCAGCAUCGAACAGAACCGAACGCAUCCCUCCGACACGCAGCUGAUCGCUAAGGCACGGAGCCAGACCCAUCCCUGCCUCACCGAGGCCGUUCUUUCCGCGCCCAGCCCAUCUCUACGGUACCGCACCGAGCCGUGCCUUGCGGUACCGUACCGCGUCCUACGGCACCGCACCGAGCCCAUCCGUACACCAGCGCUCCUGCCCUGCGGCACCGCACCGCAUCCCGGGCACCGCAUCGAACCCGUGCCCUGCGGCACCGCACCGCAUCCCGGGCACCGCACCACAUCCCAGGGCACCGCACCGAACCCGUGCCCUGCGCUACCGGACCGCAUCCCGGGCACCACAUCGAACCCGUGCCCUGCGCUACCGGACCGCAUCCCGGGCAUCGCAUCGAACCCGUGCCCUGCGCUACCGCACCGCAUCCCGGGCACCGCACCGCACCCUAAGGCGCCGCACCCCCGGCCCCGCUCCGCUCCCCGCUGCCCGCAGCGCCGUGCCCGGCGGGACCAUGAUGUCGUGUGCCGAGCUGCUGGCCGUGUGCCUGCUGUCCGCAGAUCGCGGCCCCAAGCCCCGCCGCCAGCCGCUGCCCAUCUUCCACGACAUUUUCCGGCGAGCCGACAAGAACGAUGAUGGGAAGCUGUCAUUUGAGGAGUUCAAGAACUAUUUCUCCGAUGGCAUCCUGAGCUCGGAGGAGCUGUGGGAGUUGUUCAGUGGCAUUGACAGGCGUCACUCAGACAACGUGGACACGGAGAAGUUGUGUGAUUAUUUCUCAGCAUACCUGGGGGAAUACAGGAAUGUUCUCUCUGCCCUGGAAACGCUCAACGCUGCGGUGCUGGCAGCCAUGGACAAAACCAAGCUGAGGUACGAGACAGCCUCCAAGAUGGAGCAGUUCCUGACGCGGUUCCUGCUGCGGGAAACCAUGCACCAGCUGCAGUCCCUGCAGGCGUCCCUCGAGUGUGCUGUGGACACCGUGGAGGAGCAGGCGGGGCGGGAGAGAAAAGAGAUCAAGAACUCGCAGACUUCAGUUGGCCUGAGGUCAGGGAGGCGCUGUGGGCGCAGGGGACAGAAGAACGUCUGUCUGACCCCAACAGACCCCUACUCUGGGAUGCUGACAACAGGUGUUUGUGUUGAGGACAACAGCCAGUGGAUGGCUCAGAUCAACAGGCUCCAGCAGCUCAUCGAGAAGCUGGAGUGCAAGAGCCCCCGCCUGGAGCCACUGAAGGAGGAAGCCAUGUGCAAGGGACAGGAUGCACACAUCCUGGUGGCCAAGAGGCAGAUCUCGGUGGCCACGAGCAGCAUCGAGCAGUUCCGGAGGGCGGUGCGCUCCUACACCGAGGGCACGGCCGGCCACAGCAGCUGCCUGCAUGUCUCUGCCUGCAAGCUGACUGACGAGCCCUGCUUCAUCCUGUACGAGUUCUGGCAGGACGUGCCCUCGUGGAGAAGCCAUUUGCAGUCCAGCUGCAGCAAGACCUUCCAGCAGUCCAUCCUCAGCCUGCUGGAGUCCCCAGAGCUGCUGACCACCAUGCUGUUCCCAGCCUCCUGGUGGAUCAUGAACAACAACUGACCCGGGCCAGCGUCUCCAGGACCCCAUCAGCAUGCGGGAGGAUGUGGGCACAGCCUCUGUCACCUCUGUCACCUCCCUGUCCCUCCAUUCCCUCCUGUGGCCAGCGGGGGCUGCCUGCCCUCGGCCCUGCCGCUGUUUUGCUCCUUUGCUCUUUUCAUGUGAAUUUAUUUAUUUAUUUCUCCUGCUCCCAA
Melospiza melodia melodia is the source of this 1811-nucleotide messenger RNA. It is a transcript of the gene NECAB3, whose product is annotated as N-terminal EF-hand calcium binding protein 3. The transcript is spliced from 13 exons. The record is from RefSeq and is a predicted model, not a curated record. Gene Ontology annotation, biological process: regulation of amyloid precursor protein biosynthetic process. Lineage: Eukaryota; Metazoa; Chordata; Aves; Passeriformes; Passerellidae. Gene Ontology annotation, cellular component: Golgi cis cisterna; endoplasmic reticulum; cytoplasm. Gene Ontology annotation, molecular function: calcium ion binding. The coding region runs from base 565 to 1620 and encodes 351 amino acids.